AUGAGGGGCACCCUGCCACUCGCCAUGCGCACUACCGCCACCGCCCGCUCCAUCGCCAGCAAAGCGCGCAAGUUCAAGCCCCCCAUCUCGACCCCGACCUCGCACGUCAACCCGCCGCCUGUCCACCCUCGACCGCACACCUGGGUCCCGCCAUCAGGCGACCAAGCUGCAGCACAGGGCUCCCUCGGUCCAGCCGCCGACCCGCACCACCCGCGCCCCAUCCCUCGAGCGACCCCGUUCGACGCACCCAGAGGUGGGGCACUUCAACGACGACCAGGCGAGUACCGCGAGCCGCCCGCCGUCGCAGCAGCCAGGAGGAAGACUGUCGGCGAGCGCAACGUGUGGGAGUCGUAUCUCGUACUCCCCUGGCAGACCCGCCUGUACCUCUGGCUCGGCCUCGGCGCCUUUGCCCUCGUCGGCCUGUACGGCGGCGACUACUUCUUCCCCGAAACGCCCGAGGAGAAGGCCGCCCGCGGCGAGAUCGCGCCCGACGCAUUGCCCGAGCUCGCAGGGCAGCAGGGUGCCGCGAGAGAGGGAGCGGUGGCGGGCGACGGCGCGACGAGGGAGCGAGGAGGAGUCGGGACGGCGGCAGGCAAGCAGGUCUGAGCGCGCAUCUCUGCAACUCGAGCAAGGUUCUGCGCC
Rhodotorula graminis WP1 is the source of this 642-nucleotide messenger RNA. RefSeq lists its product as uncharacterized. The transcript has 2 exons. The record is from RefSeq and is a predicted model, not a curated record. The annotation marks the transcript as partial. NCBI's taxonomy places the organism in Eukaryota, Fungi, Basidiomycota, Microbotryomycetes, Sporidiobolales, Sporidiobolaceae.